Molecule: messenger RNA, 1462 nt
Organism: Peromyscus leucopus (white-footed mouse)
Lineage: Eukaryota; Metazoa; Chordata; Mammalia; Rodentia; Cricetidae
Gene: Mindy4b
Product: MINDY family member 4B
Exons: 12
Coding region: 1-1383 (460 amino acids)
Biological process (GO): protein K48-linked deubiquitination
Molecular function (GO): cysteine-type deubiquitinase activity; K48-linked deubiquitinase activity
Source: RefSeq, a predicted model, not a curated record
AUGGAUACAGAGAUCUCAGUCCAGGAACAAAGUCCUCUAGAGUUGGAUUUAAAUGAAAUUACUAGGAAAAUUUUAUUUCUUGACAAAUGGAGAGGCAUCUUCAGGUAUUAUAGGUUGGGAACCAAUAACACAAAUCCUCAGAAUCACGAUGGCAACCAUACAUGUGCGGAGGAAACUGAAGACGGAUCUGGAAUGCUUCGGCCCAAAGGACAAGGACAGUUGCCAUCCAGUAGUUUUUGUUCUCUCCCCAAACUCCCCACCAUCUCUUCAGAACUGAAUGGUUUCCCCAUCUCCCCAGCCAUGGCCACAAUGUUGCAAAGAAGUCUCUUUGGAAAUACCGUCGAUGUCCUGGGCAGAGACUGGAGGAGGGCACAUUUCAAGUUUCACCGUCCCUUCUCCGAUCUGGCUUUUGCUUUACAAGUAGAAAAGGGAGGCGCCCAGAGCAUUCAGAUGGCUGUCCAAGGAUCCAUCAUCAAACACUUACUGUUUUCUAGAGAGCGAAAAGACUGCAGCCUGCACAGCUUAUGCAACCUGAGCCAGCGUGAGCAGGAGCAAGCUCUAGCUGCCGUGCUGGCCGACAUCCUGUGGACUGCAGGAGCAGCUGAGAAGGCCGUCAUCUGUUUUGUCACCACAGACAUCCAUAGCACUCCGAUUCUUGACUACUCCAGCAACAAUUUCCCUGAGAGGCUCCAGCUGUUUGAAUUUUCAGAGAAAGAAGCCGCUGAGAAAUUCAUCUAUGAUCAUUUACAAUGUUUCCAAGGGGAAAGAAGCCAUGGUGUCAUCCUGUUCCUCUACAGCCUGGUCUUCUCCAGAACGUUUGAGAGGCUUCAGAAGGACCUGGAUGUCACCACCACUCAUCUCUUGCAGUCUCGUGCUGGAAGCAUCCUGUGCAGGCAGGCAGUUAUAAACAUGGUUUUGACUGGGAGAGCAAGUCCAAAUGUCUUCAACGGCGAUGAGAAAGGAAGGUCUGGGGAAACAUUACACGGAGUCCUGACCCGCAGUGAUGUCGGCUACUUGCAGUGGGGUAAGGACGCUUCUGAGGGUGACCGACUCUUGCAGGUGGGCAGCAUGCUGAAGACUCCCACGUUUCCUAUCUGGCUGUGCAACAUCAGUGGAAAUUACAGCAUCCUUUUCUGCACAAACAGGCAGCUCUUAUCAGACUGGAAAAUGGAGCGUGUCUUUGAUCUGCACUUUUACAGUGGGCAGCCCUCACAGAAAAAGCCUGUGCGUCUUACAAUAGACACUCACUCCCAUCACUGGGAAGGGGAGCACCGUGAGGAUAAACAUGGAUCAGGAAGACGGUUUUCUCCAGUGGAAAUGGCUGUCAGAACUAAAUGGAGAGAGGCUACUGUCAACUGGAAUGGAACGAUUCCCUUCUUCUAAAAAGAAAACUAGAAACUUGUCUGAAGGGCCAGAACAAACGGAAUGACAGGGGUGCAGGGGUGAGCAUUUAAUUCCUACA